AUAUAAGUAGACUAGUGGUGAUAUACAAGCAAGGCCAAAUUCCACACUAAACAGAGACAGUUUUUGCGUUUCACAAAGCUCAAAGGAAGAGCCUUAUUUUUCAUACCAAUUCUCUUUCUCAAGUUACUAUGGGAACUCAAGCACCCACAGCCACAGAUAUUGAUGAAAAAUUAAAGAGGCAAAAAGCAAUUGAUGACUGGCUUCCAAUUAGUUCGUCAAGAAAUGCAAAAUGGUGGUAUUCUGCAUUCCACAAUGUUACUGCCAUGGUUGGAGCUGGUGUUCUUAGUCUCCCUUAUGCCAUGGCUCAACUUGGAUGGGGUCCUGGAGUAACAGUAUUAGUCCUCUCAUGGUUCAUCACAUUAUACACGUUAUGGCAAAUGGUUGAGAUGCAUGAAAUGGUACCCGGGAAACGUUUCGAUAGAUAUCAUGAACUGGGUCAAUAUGCUUUUGGUGAAAAGUUGGGUCUGUAUAUUGUUGUGCCACAACAACUUAUUGUUGAAGUCGGCGUUAACAUUGUCUACAUGGUAACCGGAGGAAAAUCUUUGCAGAAGUUUCAUGAUACCGUGUGUUCCGAUUGCAAAAAAAUCAAAUUGACUUAUUUUAUAAUGAUUUUUGCCUCUGUUCACUUUGUCUUGUCUCACCUCCCUAACUUGAACUCUAUUUCUGGUGUCUCUUUAGCCGCCGCUGUCAUGUCGUUAAGUUACUCUACAAUUGCUUGGGCAGCUUCUGCUCAUAAAGGUGUUAUAGAAAAUGUUGAUUAUGGUUACAAAGCUACGACUACCCCAGGAACUGUCUUUGGUUUCUUCAAUGCCCUUGGAGAUGUGGCUUUUGCUUAUGCCGGACACAACGUGGUGUUAGAAAUCCAAGCAACAAUUCCAUCUACACCGGAAAAACCAUCUAAGGGUCCAAUGUGGAGAGGAGUGAUUGUAGCCUAUAUAGUUGUAGCUUUGUGCUACUUUCCAGUUGCUCUCAUUGGUUAUUGGAUGUUUGGAAAUAGUGUUGAUGACAACAUUCUCAUGACUUUAGAGAAACCAAACUGGCUUAUUGCAAUGGCAAACAUGUUUGUUGUUAUCCAUGUUAUUGGAAGCUACCAGAUCUAUGCAAUGCCAGUAUUUGACAUGAUUGAAACAGUGAUGGUAAAGAAGUUGAAUUUCAAGCCUACCACAAUGUUGCGUUUUAUUGUACGAAAUGUGUAUGUGGCGUUCACAAUGUUCAUUGGUAUUACUUUUCCGUUUUUCGGUGGUCUACUAGGAUUUUUUGGUGGAUUUGCUUUUGCUCCAACAACAUACUUUCUACCAUGCAUAAUGUGGCUUGCAAUCUACAAACCAAGGAGAUUCAGCUUGUCUUGGUGGUGUAACUAUGUUUGCAUUGUGCUUGGCUUAUGUUUGAUGCUUUUAUCACCUAUUGGAGGAUUGAGGUCAAUCAUCCUUAAUGCCAAGAGUUAUGAUUUCUAUUCUUAAACUAAUAACAAUGAUGGCAACAUUAUGUACGCAAAUGCACGAAAGAAGUCGAAUUGUAUGAAAGAAUUUGGUUAUUAUCUAAUGUGAAUUAGUAAUAUUUGUCUAUGGAAUAUCCAUAACAUGCUUAUUGGUGGAGAAAAAGUAGCUGCAACAAAGUAAAGGGAAUUUUCGUCUUUUUUAUUUCAACUCUCAAUGUAUAUUUCUUUCCCUUGUUUUAGUGAACUUGUUGUUAUAAUUACCUAUUAUGUUUUUGCGAUAUAUACAUUUUUUAUUUUUAAUUA
Messenger RNA from Medicago truncatula (barrel medic), 1741 nucleotides. RefSeq names its product lysine histidine transporter 1. NCBI's taxonomy places the organism in Eukaryota, Viridiplantae, Streptophyta, Magnoliopsida, Fabales, Fabaceae. The record is from RefSeq and is a predicted model, not a curated record. Bases 129 to 1460 code for a protein of 443 amino acids. The transcript is spliced from 8 exons.